Bacillus rossius redtenbacheri is the source of this 1648-nucleotide messenger RNA. RefSeq names its product RAB6A-GEF complex partner protein 2. The transcript has 8 exons. The coding region runs from base 200 to 1375 and encodes 391 amino acids. Lineage: Eukaryota; Metazoa; Arthropoda; Insecta; Phasmatodea; Bacillidae. Gene Ontology annotation, biological process: retrograde transport, endosome to Golgi. Gene Ontology annotation, cellular component: Golgi membrane; Ric1-Rgp1 guanyl-nucleotide exchange factor complex. The record is from RefSeq and is a predicted model, not a curated record.
ACUUUUAAAUUCGGUAUGAAGUUUAUCGAAGUAGUUAUGUAUGAUAGUCUCGUUUUUAUAACACGAAAACAGAUUACCUAAGGAACAUGGGUUUUGACAUGAGGGUUUCUCAGCCUGGUAUUAACAAAUAUAAACUUUCUAUAAAAAAUGUAGUACUGUUUGGUGUUAUGGUUUAAAGUUAGGUUAACGUCAAGAGAGAAUGAUUGAAGUGACAGCAAAAUUAGUAAAAGGUCCUGUAUAUCUUGCUGGAGAGGCAGUGGAGUGUUAUAUUACGUUUUUAAAUCCUCAAGUGUCAACUCAUAAACGGGCUCAAAGUAACAGUGAUGUGUUUGAGAACUUGGUGUGGGCGAGUGUCCAGAUACACUGCCAGUGCUCCACAAGCAGCAGAGUUGCGUAUCCGAGCGCAGACAACGCGUACGCCGCGGAGGAGAUAUCGACAGCCAACACAGCAGACACCUCGUUUGCACCUUGCCGAGGGGAGAGAGGUCAUGUGGUACUAUCAACCAAGCCAAAGAUACUUUUUUGUGACCUCCGGCUGUCCACAGGAGAGAGCAAGUCUUACAUGUACUCGGAAGUCCUCCCAAGCGAGGCUCCGCCGUCGUACAGAGGACAGGCCGUCAAGUAUUCGUACAAGGUAACCAUUGGCACCCAGCGAGUCAACAGUCUCAUCAAGCUGCUGCGCGUCCCCAUUCGCGUACUCGUGGUCAGUGGCUUCCCAGACGCCAGCCUGUGUGGCGACAGCGAGGACCUGGCUCCCAGCAACCCGUUCCUGGAGACGCAGCAGAAGGAGACGCCGUUUGAUCUGGCGGUCCAGACCCUGCAGAACAUGACCGCAAAGAGGAGUCCCAACUUCUACAAUGUAACCAACUCGGGGGGAAAAGUUGUGAGGUUCUGUUUGUUCAAACAAGCUUAUAAACUUGGUGAAGACAUCGUCGGAACGUUCGACUUCAGCGAUGCAACCGUAACUUGUGUGCAGGUGCUGGUGAUCCUUCAGAGCGAGGAGGAGAUAGUGCCCGGGUGCAAGCGCUGGGCCAAGCAGGGCCCCGCGGUCGUGUCCUACAACAGGUUCCACGAGGUGUGCCACAGCCUGCGGCACUCCCAGCUCAUCCUGCCCAUCCCCCUGCACAUCACGCCCGCCUUCAGCACCGACCUGGUCACCCUGAAAUGGAGGCUCCACUUUGAGUUUGUGACGAGCGGAAGCAGCGAGGCGCUGCCUGUCCCCGAGCCGGACGCCAACGGGAACGUGUGGCAGGGCCCGGCCACGCUCCACAUAGAGACCAUGAUCUGGAACCUGCCCGUCAAGAUCUGCCCCACCGUGCCGUCGCAGGUGUCCCACGGCCUGCAGGCGCAGUCCAAGUACCGCGUCAACAUCUGACACUGUUCCCAGCAUGCGUCAGUGACAAGAGAUGCACAGCAAACAUCUUUUAUUGUGUGGACUGUUGUUCAGUGACCUGCCAAGCAACCUACGCGACUAGCAGACCUUGCUGGCAAGCACUAACUGGCAGGGUAAUACAUUUCAUGUACUGCUAGUGUAGCAGCCUUUUAACCCUUAUAUAUUUAUUUCUAUAAGCUUGCUGUAUGUUUUGUAAAUAUGGUUGAGAUGGGUUGAUGUAUUUGUACAGAGAAAAAUAUAUUAAUUGCAAUGUAA